AUGCUAAAAUAUCAAGUACGAUCGAGGAAACUAUACACCAAUUAUCAGAGCAAAACAAGCCGAAGCAUCAGCCUCAGUAAUUCAUCGUAUCCCUUUGAUAAACCAUCGUCAUCAUCAUCAUCAGAAGAAGAGACCAUUCAUAUUUGCGAUCGAUCCAGUUCCACUAGUUCUCUAAGUUCCGUAGAUAGCAGUGAUGCUAGCGAAUGGGGUACGCUGCGCAUUUAUACUGGAGGUAUCAAAGAGGAUACCGAUUAUAAAACGUUAAAAAUUUCAACAAACCAUACGGUGAAAAAUAUUGUUCAUACGAUUUUGGGGAAAUUUCGAAUAUGCAAAGACCCCAACUUGUUCGAAAUUAUAAUGGAAGUUUGGACUCGUUACAAUGGGGAACAG
This is a messenger RNA of Loa loa (African eye worm), 390 nucleotides long. RefSeq lists its product as hypothetical. NCBI's taxonomy places the organism in Eukaryota, Metazoa, Nematoda, Chromadorea, Rhabditida, Onchocercidae. The annotation marks the transcript as partial. Gene Ontology annotation, biological process: positive regulation of epidermal growth factor receptor signaling pathway; positive regulation of fibroblast growth factor receptor signaling pathway; signal transduction. The record is from RefSeq and is a predicted model, not a curated record. The transcript has 2 exons.